AUGGACAGCAACUUCAGAUUCCUUCCCACUGAAGAAGAAUUGGUGCACUACUUGAGGAAGAAGAAACAGGUUGACCACAUCAUCCCUGAGAUUGAUAUCAGCAACUACGAGCCUUGGGAUGUACCUGGGCUGUAUGCAGGGCUGUUCACAGAGCCAGACUCGCCAUAUCAGGAUAUGUUCUUCUUCAGCCCUAGGGUUUACAAGUACAUCGACAAUAACUAUGCUCGGACUAACAGCGCCACUGCGCGAGGCUUCUGGAAAACCACAGGCAAAGAACGUGUGAUCAAGGCUCGAGGGUCCAUUGGGAGAAAGAGGACCUUGAUCUUCUAUGAAGGUAACAAGACCAACUGGGUCAUGCAUGAAUAUUCUCUCAUUGAAGAUGAAGCCAACCCUCCUACUCCUAAGCUGGCCCACCAGAGGGAUUUUGUUCUGUGUUGCUUGAAGAAAAUUCAAGAUAAGAAGGAUACAGAAGAACCGGAAUGAAUCUUUCCUGCACUUCAGCUACAGGAUUACACACUGCAGAUGGACACAGACAGAAGUGGGAGACAUGUUUAGCAUGGGACCUGCUGGAGUCUUACUAUAUGUAUUAGUAUUAAACCUAUCUCUGUCACUUUCAAGUCUCAGUAAUAUGUAUUAGUAUUAAACCUAUAUUUUUCUUUUCAUUUGUAUC
Molecule: messenger RNA, 670 nt
Organism: Prunus avium (sweet cherry)
Lineage: Eukaryota; Viridiplantae; Streptophyta; Magnoliopsida; Rosales; Rosaceae
Source: RefSeq, a predicted model, not a curated record